AUGGAUCAUCAUGUACAGCAGUCGAUUCUUCUACAUGAUGGCGAUUUUCACUGUAUAUUUCAAAGUGUAAUUAGUAAUACGAUAGUGGUAUUUACCAUUCUCACCGUUAUAUUACAAAUUGAGACACUUUUUCACGUGUGCUGUCGAUUAUGUUCCACAAUUCCUGUUCAUCCAAAACUGAGUGAUGUAUUGCCGUCGACAGCAUGCGAACUUGAUUAUCCAUUUGUUGCUAUUCAACUGCCGAUGAUGAACGAGAUUGACUGUUGCGAAUCUGCCAUCGACUGCGCCUGCAGCCUAGAUUGGCCAAAAAGUCGUCUGCUGAUACAAGUAUUAGACGAUUCGACCGACGAACAAACAAAAACAGUAAUUAAUAAGUGUGUUCAUAGAUGGGCCGAUAGAGGCAUGAGAAUAAAAAUUUACCGGCGUGAGAACCGGAAAGGAUUCAAAGGUGGAAAUUUGGCUAAUGGUAUGUUGCACAUUGGUCAAGCUGCAUACGUCGCAAUAUUUGAUGUCGACUUUUUACCAACCAAAGAUUACCUUAUGAAAACAUUGCCCAUUCUAAUUCAAGACCCAACUGUUGCGUAUGUUCAAGCUCGUUGGACAUUCACUAAUUGCAAAGAAACACUUUUAACUCGUAUGCAAGAAAUCGCUAUGAAUUUUCAUCACAAAUGCGAACAGGACGGUCGAUUUCGAGCAUCGCUCUUCUGGAGUUUCAAUGGUACUGGUGGUGUUUGGCGAACGUCGAUCAUCGAACAAAUCGGUGGGUGGGGUACAGACACGUUGGUUGAAGAUUUUGAUUUGUCAAUUCGAGCUUAUGCGAAAGGUUGGCGUUCAGUAUACAUGCACGAUGUUGAAUGCCUGAAUGAGCUUCCAUCGACGGUGUCGGCCUACCUGUCCCAACAACACCGAUGGACAAGUGGGACAAUACAAUUAGCCAGAAAACAGGCUAAAGCUAUUUAUCAAUCAAGACAUAUUUCUUGGCAUAAAAAAUUGUAUUGCUUAUGGUGUCUAUUUCGACCCUGUACCCAUCUUAUCAAUGUCCUUUCAUUAGUCGUGAUCAUGCCCAUAACCAUUUUUAUACCGCAGCCGUACAGUUAUAAUCUUAUACAUACUUGCUGCAAAAUUAGUACAUGCUUGUGUUAUGGCAUGUUUACAAUCGAUGAAUUUUAUUUAAUACUCUUUUAUAUUGUAUUUUCGAGUGCAACAUCGCUUAACAAUGCUUGUGCAACGAUAUCCGGGUUGUUCAAUUUUAAUUCUGCAAAAGAGUGGACUGUGACACCAAAAUUCGGCUGUGAAAGCAACAAUAUUUGUCUGGGAACAACAUUAAUCGAAAAACACUCAUCGACAUUAAAACGAGAUGAGAACGUAUCAAACGCAUUGAGCGAGAAAAACAUAAAGCAGUCGUAUUCUUGGCGUGCUUUAUUCAAUAUUUACUUAUGCAAAAACCAUUUUCGAUGGACAUAUCAGCAAAUACGUAUAAAAUUGCGAUCCUUCCGAUUGUACAAGCGAAACUUUUGCAUGGGUGCAUAUUUGCUUGUCAUUUCAUAUUUGGCUUUUGAGAAGAGAGCAUAUGACACUGGUAUUUACAUAUUUUCUAUCUCAAUCAUGCAUUUCUCACUGGCAUUUGGUUGCAUGGGACGUCAAAAUCAACAAUCUAAACACAUAAUUUAA
This is a messenger RNA of Rotaria socialis, 1671 nucleotides long. NCBI's taxonomy places the organism in Eukaryota, Metazoa, Rotifera, Eurotatoria, Philodinida, Philodinidae. The record is from the annotation of a GenBank genome assembly.